This is a messenger RNA of Darwinula stevensoni, 2241 nucleotides long. The record is from the annotation of a GenBank genome assembly. NCBI's taxonomy places the organism in Eukaryota, Metazoa, Arthropoda, Ostracoda, Podocopida, Darwinulidae.
AUGCCUGAGCAUCAUUGGCAAGAGGAAGCGGAGAGCGGUCCGAAACACCAUGAAGACCAUCGUGAUCCUGGGAUGUACAUUCCUCGCUGUCGAGCAGGCAUCAUUGGCAAGAGGAAGCGGAGAGCGGUCCGAAACACCAUGAAGGCCAUCGUGAUCCUGGGAUGUACAUUCCUCGCUGUCGAGCAGGUGAUGAUCCUGAUCGAGGAAUACCAGUCCCUCCCGACCAACACCCUCUACGUGAUCGAAGACGUGGAAAAGAUCCCGGCACCGGCAUUCACCUUCUGCCCGAAGCCGUCCACCCUCGGCCGCUUCCCAGACAAUCUCAUCAUGUCGACACAGUGGCGGUUAGAACUCAAAACCUCCACGUACAUAGAGAAAUUCCAGAACAUUUCCAUACCUCUUAUCCGAUUGGUCGAACUGGCUCCCAAAGGUUGGAGGCGUCUGGGAAAUAAGUCAAUAAUCAAUGGAGAAACCAUCUUUCAGCUCGACGGUGUUGGCCAUUGGAGCGAGCGAACCUUUCUCGGGAAUUUCGAGGAAAAGGAACCGUAUGCUCCUUAUUAUUUCAAGUGUUUCUCCAUAUUCCCAAAGAGAGAAAUAACCGCCGGGGAGAAUAGUUGCUCCAAUAUUCUCUUCAAAUUCAAAUUCACGGGAAUCACGACUUCAGACUUCGUGAACAAAAUGCAGAUCGACGUUUACAUCCACGAUAAUUCGGAGGAAUUCACGAAUGUGUUCGGCUUAGCGCCCGAAAAAAUUAGAAUCUUCAACGGCACAAGCACGAGACUCAUGGUACAUCCUCACGUCGUCCAGAGACUGAGCAAAAGGACGGCUCCAUGCGUCGGGGAUUAUGGAUACAGCUAUUCAAGGUGUUGGGAAAACUGUUUCUGGGAACACGUCCAGUUGCACAUGGAUUUGCCGUGCCUCAGUCCCUCCUUCCUUUCCAAGGACGCGAAUCUUACCGCGCCCAAAUGCGCUGAUAUGAGAGCAGAAACUGACCUCCUGUCGAUGUUGCACAAGAUCCACAACAACAGCCUACCCCAGGGGUGGAAGGAAUGCAACUGUCCCAAGCGUUGUAACAUCACCAUAUAUGAUGUGCUUGCCCCCCCAACCGAUGCGUGCGAUGUGGAAAGUGAAAUGAACCUAGGCAUCUAUAAUGCUCGGCUCCUCAUCAGCUUCCCUUCAAAACAAGUCCCUUAUUUUCGGGAGCAGGAGAAAUUGACCCUCCUGGAUGUCCUGUCCAACAUCGGCGGAAUCGUCGGCGUCUGCCUCGGCGCAUCGCUCAUCACAUUAUACGACAUGGUUGAGAUGGCAUUCUCGACCAUCCUCUGGAAAUUAAUGCGGCGGAAAAAUGAGGUCAUUGAUGGCGAUGUGAACGAAUGCAAGGACCCGAACGUGUGCGGUGUCCACGCGCUGUGCGUGAAUCAGCCGGGCACGUACGCGUGCAAGUGCAAAACGGGAUUCCUUGGAGACCCGCCCACUCACCCUUGCAAAGGCAAUGAAGAGGGAAAUGUAGAGUCCCUUUCGGUUCAAGUAUUCGGGAGUUCUGUUCGUCAUCUAAUCAGAAAACGGGUUCAACAUCCCGAAUAUCGAGAAGAAACUCUUGCUAAUGACUUAGAGAUGAUCAUUCUGGAGAUGCCAGUGGAACUGAAUACAGGGGCGUGCAUUCUUUGUACCCAGGAUUCCCAGGGACUUCAGGACUUCUCUCAGUGCAAACUCAUCAGUCACAUGAAAGAUUGGAUAUUCCCUACACCCGAUCCGGUAACCUAUUCCGCAAGGAUUGCUGAUCCGAAGGUUUGCAGGGAGAAAAUCACCAAGGAGAGUCCCCUUCCACUGAAUUCCCUCUGCGUCACCUUCUCCUCCGUCUGGUGUGGGGAACCAGGUGCCCCUCUCAUCUGUCAAGACCAUACAGGGUUUUACAGGUUGGUUGGUCAUUUGUCCAUCCCAACUGGGAUAUGUCAAAGUGAAACCGAGCCUGGGAUCUUUUCCAAUGCAGCCUCUCAAUCAUCUGGGAUUUUCCAGGACACUUUUCUCUUAUACAUUCCUCCUACAAGAACUGUUCGUCCUCAUUCCAACUCUCGAAGUGGCCCACAGUUACAGAACACCAGACUGCGCGGAUUUGGCUAAAUUUGCGCCGCCUCUCCUAAAGCUAGCCAGACGUUGCUGCGUUCUGUUGAUGGCACUACUGUCAAUGCUGUGGGGGAUAUGCCCACACAUGAAAAUAAAACUUGUAUUUUUCAUAUGGGG